Messenger RNA from Pisolithus orientalis, 528 nucleotides. RefSeq lists its product as uncharacterized. The record is from RefSeq and is a predicted model, not a curated record. NCBI's taxonomy places the organism in Eukaryota, Fungi, Basidiomycota, Agaricomycetes, Boletales, Pisolithaceae. The transcript has a single exon. The annotation marks the transcript as partial.
AUAUACACUACAUUUGGCAUCAGGUGGACAGAAUUACUUUGCCUGCCAUACUGGAACCCAACCUGGUUUGUAGUUGUGGAUUGUAUGCAUAAUUUCUUCAUCAGUGAUCUCCAACAUCAUUGCCACAAUGUUCUGGGCCUUAGCACUGAUUCCAAGCCCACCAAAAAUCCUCAUACACAACUCCACAUGCCUGAGGAACAACAAAGACAGCUGAAUGCUGGUAUUAAUGCCAUCAAGAUUGGUUCAAUAAUGGCACUGACUUGCCUGAGGAGAGGCUACACUGUUGUGCUCACAAAUGCCAACAACAUUACACCUCCAAUCCCCACCAUUAGUAACAAUCCUUUGGUUCAGCUGACCAAAAGUGAUCAAACCAUUGGCAAGACAGCAUAUGUGCAAGCAUUAAUUGACUGGGUAAGUGAUGCAGUGAUGGCACUUGUUAAUUUUAUAGUUCUUAUCUCAGGCCAUCAGUAUACAGUGAGGGACAAAAGCAUUGCAAUGUUUGUGAGGUGUGACUUGCUGCUGAUGUAG